GCGGGGCUUGCCGCUGUCCUCCGCGGCAUCGAAGAGGUGUGUCUGCUUGAAUCUGCUUCUGGAGCCGCCAUAGCGGACGCGCUUAGCUGAGCGUCUCGCGGGUGCACAGGUGCGCGGCACUGACCAGGGCGAUGGAGGUGAGCGGGGCGGCGCCGGGUCUCGACGGGGUCCGGGAGCGGAGAGGCUCGGCCGGAGCCGGAAGGGAGCCGAGCGAGGAGCGACCACAAUCCGGGACGCAGGGGCUUCCGAAGCACUCGUACUGGUUGGACGUCUGGCUCUUCGUCCUUUUCGACCUGGUGGUGUUCGUCUUCGUGUACCUUUUGCCCUGAUUGCUUUGCUGAGAUGUCAAGAAUUUGGCUUGGUGUGAAUCCUGAAAACUACUACAACCUCCUUGAAUAAAGAUAGGAUUUCCAGCAGCAAAACUUCAAACCUCCAACCUUAUCUUCUUUUAAGCUCUUGAUUUCGCUAAAAUAAUAUGGUGUACCUCAAAUUUGUUUCGCUCUUAAUUGCUGUUAAAUAUGAUUCAGAGCCAAACCAUAUAUUUUUUUAUAGUGCCCAUAACAAUAAAAUUUCUGUCAAAUUUACUUGUUAAACAGGUAUUGGAGCCCUCACUGUUAGGCAUCACUUUGAACACAAUAGUGAACAGUAACAGAAAACAUUAUCUUUAUAAAGCUAACUUUCUUAAAUACUGUUCUUUUUAAAAAUAUGCUACUUAAAAAGAAUUGUAUUCUAAGGUUGGGCAGCUAGCAUUCAUUCAAAAAGGCCACAGUCCCAAAGGAACUACUCUAAGCACUUUAGAAGCUAUUCCUAUUAGCCCUUAGACUUUUUCUAUAGUGGGUAAUUAGAGACUGGCUCCUAUUCUGCCUUAUAACUAAGACAUGAGGCUUGGUAAACUGUUCAUUUAUAUCUUCACGGGGAUAUUGUUGCAUUUGUCUGAACAGAAUUUUUUUGUGUGGAAAGUAUGAUUGAAGCAUCUGGAUUAGAACACAGAACUAGGAUAACACUGAGUUUAUCAGAUUGUAUGACCCUUUUUGUGUUUACUAAUUUUCUCCAAUAAAUGCUUACUUAUAUCAUGGA
Molecule: messenger RNA, 1077 nt
Organism: Nannospalax galili (Upper Galilee mountains blind mole rat)
Lineage: Eukaryota; Metazoa; Chordata; Mammalia; Rodentia; Spalacidae
Gene: Arln
Product: chromosome unknown C4orf3 homolog
Exons: 2
Coding region: 132-329 (65 amino acids)
Source: RefSeq, a predicted model, not a curated record